Molecule: messenger RNA, 2103 nt
Organism: Cordyceps militaris CM01
Lineage: Eukaryota; Fungi; Ascomycota; Sordariomycetes; Hypocreales; Cordycipitaceae
Product: ubiquitin-like activating enzyme, putative
Exons: 5
Coding region: 1-2103 (700 amino acids)
Biological process (GO): protein sumoylation
Cellular component (GO): SUMO activating enzyme complex; cytoplasm
Molecular function (GO): SUMO activating enzyme activity
Source: RefSeq, a predicted model, not a curated record
AUGGAGGUAACCCAUAGAUCAGAGGCGACCGGGCCUGCGGCCUCCGUGUCCGCACCUCUCGAGAACGAAGAGUCGCAGGUUGCGCCGGUCGUUGAGCAGUCAGCCCAGCAACCCGCGCUCGCGGCACAACAAACAGAGACGACAAUCCGAAUCGCUGAAGAAGGAUUUCAAGCCUCGGCGACCGUCCAGCCACAAGCGAACCCUGCGGCGCAAGCUGCGCAGCCGAAACCCGCCCCCAAGAUCACGAGGGACCGUUACAACCAACAGUCCCUCGGCGCGUCGCUAAACUCGAAAGUGAAGCAGUCACGCGUGCUAAUGGUGGGAGCCGGAGGCAUUGGGUGCGAGCUUCUCAAGAACCUGGUCCUCAUGGGCUUUGGCCAAAUUCACAUUGUCGACCUCGAUACGAUCGAUUUAUCAAACCUCAACCGCCAAUUUCUUUUCCGCCAAGAACACAUCAAAAAGUCCAAGGCCCUCGUGGCCAAGGAAGCCGCUGAGAGGUUCAACCCCAACGUAAAGAUUUCCGCACACCACGCAAACAUCAAGGAUGAAGAAUUCACUGUCGCAUGGUUCCGCGAUUUUACCGUCGUCUUCAACGCGCUGGAUAAUCUGGAAGCGCGUCGGCAUGUGAAUAAGAUGUGUCUGGCUGCUCAAGUCCCACUGAUUGAGAGUGGUACGACGGGCUUCAAUGGACAGACUCAAGUCAUCAAGAAGGGCGUCACGGCAUGCUACGACUGCACUCCAAAAGAGACACCCAAGUCUUUUCCCGUGUGCACCAUCCGAAGCACGCCUAGCCAACCCAUUCACUGUAUAGUAUGGGGCAAAAGCUAUCUAUUAAAUUCUAGUGAGAUAUUUGGUGCCAGUGAGGAUCAGGCUGCUUUCGACCAUUCCGAGGACGCUGAUAAUGCCAAGGAAAUCGAAGAACUCAAGCGAGAAUCCGAAGCGCUGAAGAAAAUUCGAGCCGCCAUGGGAACACCUGAGUUUCCAAAAAUGCUCUUUGACAAAGUUUUCAACGCCGACAUAGAACGACUGCGUUCUGUCGAGGACAUGUGGAAAUCUAGGACGGCCCCCCAACCUUUGGAUUACGACAAGGUUCUGAGCCAAGCACGCGACGCCAUCGCAUCAAAAGAGGCGGUACUUGCUGAUGAUCAAAGAAUUUGGUCACUACAAGAGAGCUUGGCAGUCCUCAACGACAGCCUGGAGCGAUUAAGUAAGCGCGCGAUUGAGUCGACCAAGGCUAAAGGGCCGUCUGAUCCCGAGCCCGUCAUUACGUUUGACAAGGACGACAUUGACACUUUGGACUUUGUCACUGCUAGCGCAAACAUUCGUUCGACGGUAUUUGGGAUUGAGAGCAAGUCCAGAUUCGACGUGAAGCAAAUGGCUGGCAACAUUAUUCCUGCCAUUGCUACCACCAACGCCAUCGUCGCGGGACUCUGUGUGCUGGAGUCAUUCAAGGUUUUGAAGGGGGAGUUUGACCAGGCAAAGGAGGUCUUUCUGACACCUUUUGCUCCCGCGCGGCUUCUCGCGCCGGACAGAUUGCGCCAACCAAACCCUGACUGCCCAGUCUGUGGUGUCUUCAACGCUAGUGUCAUAGUUGACCUUUCACGAGCCACGCUGGGGGACAUUGUCGAGGGCUACCUCAAGGAGAACCUGGGUCUUGGAGAUCGGGAAUUCUCUGUAAACAAUGAUAUCGGCAUACUCUACGACUUUGACGAAACGGAUAACUUGCCAAAGAGGCUUACGGAGCUAGGCAUCCGCAAUGGAAGCUUCCUAACCAUUGUGGACGACGAGGACGAGGACACAUUGGUCAACAUUGUUCUUGAUAUCGAAGACAGGGCACUGGAAGCGACGGAGAAGCCUUACAAGGCCGUGGAGGAAAGCCAGCACAAUAUCGCACGCAAGCCGAAGAAGGUCACUCCACCUGAGACGAACGGCGUCAGCAAGACCAACGGCCUCGUCCAUCUCGAAGGCCCAAAAGGCUUGAAGCGAUCAAACGACGAUGGCGAGCAGCAGCCUUUGAAAAAAGCCAAGAUUGCUAAAGCGGCACAAGACGACGACAUCGUAUUGGUGGAGGAUGCCGGUGGCGCGAUUGUCAUUGAUGACUGA